Messenger RNA from Suillus clintonianus, 762 nucleotides. Its product is annotated as histone-fold-containing protein. Gene Ontology annotation, cellular component: nucleosome. The transcript has 4 exons. The record is from RefSeq and is a predicted model, not a curated record. The coding region runs from base 146 to 688 and encodes 180 amino acids. NCBI's taxonomy places the organism in Eukaryota, Fungi, Basidiomycota, Agaricomycetes, Boletales, Suillaceae. Gene Ontology annotation, molecular function: DNA binding; protein heterodimerization activity; structural constituent of chromatin.
GCCAUAAACGGAAAGUAUGUUCAAGUUUGCCAAAGCCCGACGACCGGUCAUUUAUUCGCGUUCGCUCCUCCUGCCCAUACAUCCCAUCGUAAACCAAAGCCUGUUCUUUCUCAUCCUACUCAUUGUGCGCUGCUGGUGAACUGAAAUGGCACAAACCGUACAGAAACGCAAGAGACCUACCGGUGCCACACAAGAGGAUAGUUCAGAUGAACCAGGGCCCUCCAAGCGGCCCAAACACCCAACAGCGCGUAAGAGCACUGGUAGGGAGAGACCUACCCCCGCUUCUGUAAGGGGUGGCAAAGGAAAAGCCCAGCGGGAAGCAGACGCGGAAGAUGAACAGGGACAGUCGCGAAAGAAACGUCGUUAUCGCCCUGGUACUAUUGCACUACGCGAAAUCCGAAAAUAUCAGCGGAGCACAGACUUGCUAUUGCGCAGGCUUCCUUUCUCGCGUGUGGUGCGUGAAAUCGCGAUGGAUAUGAUGACGGACACGAACUAUGAGAGGGGGGAAGCUGGGCUAAGGUGGCAGAGCUCAGCAAUCAUGGCUCUACAGGAAGCUACUGAGGCGUUCCUGGUUCACCUAUUCGAGGAUGCCAACUUGUGCGCAAUACACGCCAAACGCGUAACAAUUAUGCAGCGUGACAUUCAGCUUGCCCGGAGAAUAAGAGGGCCAUGGGGUGGUUUGGGGUAGGGGUUGAUUGUGGAUCUUUACGGAAUUAUUUGUUUAUAACUACGAAGGCAUCUAAGUUUAUGUAUCGCACUUAU